UGUCCUCCGUGGCCAGUCCCCUGUCUCCAGGCAAAGCCCACCUAGUCCGCUGAGCAGCGCCCCCUAGGCUCCCAGGAUUACUGUGCACAAGCGUACACCCGCCUUCCUGAGCCCAGCUGUAAUUUUAGCUCUAGGGAAUCCUUCCUGAGCCUCCGUCUUUCACAAAUAGCCCCUGGGAGCGGCAGGCCCCGCCCCUCCAACCACACCAUGGGGGAGCCGGUUGAAAAGCUGCCAGAGGAAGUGUUGGCGCUCAUCUUCCGUGACUUGCCUCUCAGGGACCGUGCUGUAGCUGCCAGAGUCUGCAGGGCCUGGGCUGCGGCUGCCUCCAACAGUGCAGUAUGGUCUGAUACAAGUAUCAGUUGUGACUGUGAGCUGGAAGACAUGUUGCCACCGUAUCUGUGGGCCUGCCUGGACUACAUUCACAACCUAAGGCUGGAAUAUGAACCUUCAAAGAAGGCCAGUCGCGGAACGGCCACCGAGUUGCUGACUGCUCUGGCCAGCCAAGCUUGCCCAAGGCUUCGAGGCCUGCGCUUGGAAUGCCGCGGAGAGAAGCCACUUUUUGAUGCGGGCCGCAACAUUCUGGGCGCUGUGCACGCAGUCUGCGGAGCUGCUCACCAGCUGCGCCACCUCGACCUGCGCCGCUUGCCCUACACGCUGGACGACACUCUGGUACUUAAGGCUGCUGGUGGCUGUCCCGAGCUCCGCAGUCUUUUCCUGGACAACCAUGCACUGGUGAACAGCGUGCAGCCCACCUCUGUGCUCAAGCUGUUGGAGGCCUGUCCUCACCUGCGCGCCCUUGGACUGCAUCUUGCUAGUAUGUCCCGCGCCGCGCUAGAAUUGCUAGCCGCUCCGCAUCGCGCCCCUUUUGCACUUCUAGCACUGAGGUGCGCGUGCCCCGAUGAUGCUCGUGCUUCCCCUCUGCCUGACGAAGCCUGGGCGACGCUGAGAUACCGCCAUCCUGGGCUGGAGGUGGAGCUGGAGCUGGAGCCUGUGCUUCCAGAUGAGGCCGUGACGCGCAUCCUGCAACCAGCAAUACCAGUGGCUGCGCUGCGUCUCAACCUCUCGGGUGACACAGUAGGACCGGUGCGCUUCGCAGCGCACCACUACGCCGAAACUUUGCGCGCCCUCGAGGUGCGCGCGUCCGCUUCCACCGAGCUGCACACCGCGCUGGAGGAGCUGGCGGCGCGCUGCGCGGGCUUGAGAGAGAUACACUGCUUCUGCGUGGUGAGACCCUCGGUACUGGACGCCUUCCGCGCGCACUGUCCGCGCCUGCGCAGCUAUACGCUCAAACUGAAGCGUGAGCCGCAUCCCUGGCGGCCCACUCUGGUGCGGUGAUUGGGCAAUCUCGCACCUCUAGGACAGCGCGAACCCGAAGCCUAGGGAAGGCCUAAGCAAGUUGCGCAGGCUCGCCCCAGAUGCUAGCCUCUUCUUUAGGGGCUCCGUUGACCAUAGCGCUUCUUGGGAAUUGGGGUCUAUGAAAGCAUCCAGAACAAAAAUCCCAGGCACCAUAUAUUCACGAGCCCUCUCAACCUCUCUGUCUCUGUCCAUUCUGGGCUCUCCCUCCCCUCUGUGCUCUCGCAUUAGCUCUGAGCCCCAGAGCUGGGGGGGGGGGAGGGUAGGCACAAGUAGGAGCCAAGAGUCAAGGGUGAGUGUAAAGUAAAUAAAUCCUUUAAUAUUCCUGC
Messenger RNA from Grammomys surdaster, 1682 nucleotides. It is a transcript of the gene Fbxl8, whose product is annotated as F-box and leucine rich repeat protein 8. NCBI's taxonomy places the organism in Eukaryota, Metazoa, Chordata, Mammalia, Rodentia, Muridae. The record is from RefSeq and is a predicted model, not a curated record. Gene Ontology annotation, molecular function: protein binding. The transcript has 3 exons. The coding region runs from base 208 to 1335 and encodes 375 amino acids.